Molecule: messenger RNA, 1407 nt
Organism: Ruditapes philippinarum (Manila clam)
Lineage: Eukaryota; Metazoa; Mollusca; Bivalvia; Venerida; Veneridae
Exons: 3
Coding region: 109-471 (120 amino acids)
Source: RefSeq, a predicted model, not a curated record
UUACAAGAACUUUAUGAAAUAUUUAUUUUGUAUUCAGACCAAUUCUUUUAAUCACAAAAAGCGAAAUGUUGAAAAGGGAAUCUACGUUUAAUUAGAGGACGAAAGAAAAUGGAUAUAUUAAUGAAGCUGAUGCUCGGACAAUUUCUGUGUUACUCCGUGUUGUGUGAAUACUGCCCGACCUACAGAGAUAGCUCUAAUGUUACAAGGGCUGGGUUCAACUGCCCCGAAGCACUCCGUCUUGUCGGCAAGUCUGACGUAUACUGUUGUAUUAACGACUCUGAUGGUACACGAUACUGCUGUAACGAUAAAAGACAAAGUGUCUACCACUCCCAGAUGACGUAUGGACAGGAGGCGUUCAUGCUAUACUGGCCAUUUUUAGCAAUGGGCGGGCUAGUAGCUGGAUUUGUUAUUUUCAUACCUUACACAAUGCCAAGGAUUGCAGAGGUCAAACAUGAUUCACCUAUGGAUUGAUUAGAAUUUUUUAUUCAAAUAACAUAAGAAAUAUAGGAAUUACUAUCUACUUGAUGAGAAACAGUUUAAAGUGUAAAACAUAUAAAACAUGGAAAAUGUGUGAUUAUAAAUGACAUGAAAAUACCAUUACUUGUUUUUAAGAAUGUAAAUCCUAGAUAUAUAACAUUGUGUCUUAAAUAUUAUCUAACACAAUACGGUAUGCACAUUGGACAUAUUUUUAUGUUUAGGAAACGUUAAUGCGUACUUCCAUUCCGCCACUGAAUUCACUAUGUAAAAAUAUAGUUCUAGAGUAUAAUAAAUUAUCUAUGAAAAUUAUAUAUUGUUACAGAUCUUCUAUACCAAUUAAAAACUAAAUCUACCAAAGAUUUGCACGAAGGGCCUUGAGUUAACCAAUGGCCGUUAAAGCAACCUUACGUACGUCAUUGGCACAUUACGUUUAAAACUAUGCAGUUAAAUAUGUGAAUGCUUAUUAACUUGUCCCUACCUAGUAUCUUUAUAAAAAGACAAAAUAGUUUCAUAAGAUUUUAAAUGUACUUUAUCAUACUUUUAAACACUGGAGAGGGAAGAACUAACGAAAUGUACAAUGCACUCAGAGCAUAAGCAUAUUUAAAUACAAAAAAAUAGAAACAAACAGUGUACUUUUUGUCAAGAUAGACAAAUUAAAAUAGUCAAGCAUUAACAAAAUAUGCAUAAUUUUAGCUUAGGCGAUUCAGUCCUAUGUUUUAUACAAAGUGUAAAUAACUAUCAUGUUUUAAUCGAUAUCAUACACAUGGACUUUUAAAACCCACUAAAAGCGUCCGAAGUUUUCAUUUUGAUCAGGAGACAUUGUCUUUCACAGUCAUUUGAUAACAGCACAUAAACUUUCCUGUAUUCACUGGUGUAGAAUAUGUGAAUAGGAACAUAAAAUACAUGUAUUUAUGUACUUUGAAUUAAAAA